AUGAGCUGCGACCUCUGUCACUUCAGAAAAGAGAAGUGCGUCUCCGAUACUGAUGCUAAUCACUGUCAGCGAUGUGUGCGGCUUGGUGUACGUUGCACCAACAAAAGGAGACUGCCUCGGUUAGGUCGACGGCCCAAAGUGGAACAACUCCCAUCCGGAACCUGCGGCGUGCUUUGCUUUGACUCCAAUGGCAGUCAAGGAUCCCUCCUCGGAGCUACUGCCUCAUCGGUAGCUACGCCAUCUAUCCUCGAAGUGCCUCAUCGGGCUGAUGAUGAGGAUACAGCUGUCGAGCAGGCUCUAGUAAUGGCGACGGCAGUCUGUUCACCAUACCCCGUCGUUAGGAGCCACAUGUCUACUGCCCACCCUCUGGGGCCGGCAUUCUAUCUGCUGAACGAUCCCGAAAGCUUCUAUCGCGUGCACCGACGAUUUAUGAUGGGCCGCAGCUUUAACGACAUCUUCCAGCGCGCCAUUUGGGCUCAUCUGCCCCGAGCCAAUGGCAUCCUGCUGAAAGCGUAUGAUGUGACAUUCACUACGUGGAACUGGGAAGCUAACCGACGAAAAACCCGAAGCGAGGUUGACGCUUCAUUGGCAAGCGAAUGCCUUAAUUUUCUCCGUCAGCACCGUUUUGAGCAUCCUGGAGACGCUGCUGCCUUACUCAUGUUCUCCCAAAUCCUCUUCGUAUACCACAUAAACAUACAUUGCACAUCUGCGCACUCUAUUGUCCGCAGUGCCAUGUUUACAGCAGCACCUCACUAUGAGGAGCUUCUCUUGGACAAAAACUUGGACCCCAUUACUGUCACUCCAGUCCUUAUCGACACCUGGGAGGCGUUGAUACGGCGAGAGCUACCCUCAGUCAGGGUUUCGUCCUCGACCCGUCUUAUCAUAGACAGGACGGUUGGCCUCUGUUGGCCUCUCAUUCUAUUGUUGCAGGAGUUAUGCGAAUGCAGCUAUCGUCAGAAAUGCGCCUCCCCCCAUUGCAUAGACAGAGACUACGUCUACAGAGACGUGGAGAGUCGGAUUCGAAACUGGGAACCUACUCUUCCUGAUGGACUCUUUGAUCAGUAUACCCCUCUGGUCGUGGACACCAUGUUUUUCCAGGUCCGUGUUUACCGUGCGGCUUCGCUAUUAAUCAUUCACAGGCUGCGGUACCGCCUCGGUGAUCACGACGAGGAGGCACUUUCUCUCGGGCGAAUCAUUUCAUCUGAAGUUUUGGACUUCUUAUCAUGGGCGCCCGAAGAGCUAAGACAUCUACCACUCGGAUUGCCUCUACUGGUCGCGGCCAUCGAGGCUCGGGAAAUUUGCAUGGAAAUAAUUCCUCAGUUGACAGUUUUGAACCGAAACCAGGAGCUGCUUUCGCAAUAUGUGAGGUUUAUUGAUAUUGUCUGGGAAGCGAGACGUCAAGGAUAUGGGGGAUUAUGGUUUGACUUGAUUGACAGUAUUCAGCCUCCAAUUAUUAUCUGA
Molecule: messenger RNA, 1461 nt
Organism: Clonostachys rhizophaga
Lineage: Eukaryota; Fungi; Ascomycota; Sordariomycetes; Hypocreales; Bionectriaceae
Source: the annotation of a GenBank genome assembly